Molecule: messenger RNA, 1578 nt
Organism: Anoplophora glabripennis (Asian longhorned beetle)
Lineage: Eukaryota; Metazoa; Arthropoda; Insecta; Coleoptera; Cerambycidae
Gene: BBS4
Product: Bardet-Biedl syndrome 4 protein homolog
Exons: 10
Coding region: 14-1435 (473 amino acids)
Biological process (GO): cilium assembly; protein localization to cilium
Cellular component (GO): ciliary basal body
Molecular function (GO): protein binding
Source: RefSeq, a predicted model, not a curated record
UUUGUAGAGGAAGAUGAUUGCGAACGGCCAACACAAAAAUUCAAAUUUAGAAAAAACUGAAGAAAUGAAGGCAAGCGAAUCGAUUCCAGAGCCUGCUCCUUUUGAGAAGUUUAACUGGCUGAUUCAUUUGCAACAUGUGAGGGGUGAAACGGAAGCGUGCAAACAACUAAUAAAAAAGGAAUUGGAACGGUGUCAUGGGAAAAACGAAUUUGCGUUGUAUAAGGAGGGGAUAAUACUAAGGGAAGAAGGAAAAUUGCAAGAAGCUCUAGAGUCCUUUCAGAAGUGUUUGAAAUUAAAUCCCGAUAAUCCUGACAAUUUCAAAGAGAUGGGAAAAUGCUUAUAUGAGAUGCGGAGGUUUCGCUUAUCUUUAGAGGCGUUAAUGGAGGCAGAGAAGGUCUCUAAAUGCCCUGACUGGAAAAUAUAUUACCACCUGGGGCAGUGCCUAAUGAAGCUCGGUGAGGUCGGAAAGGCCAAAGAGUACGCUCAAAAGGCCGUAAAAUUGGGCAAACACGAAAUAUGUUACGCUCUUCUCAUCAAGAUUCUUGUCGCGGAAGGUGAUAUAAGAUCUGCUGUUGCUGUGUCUAAUUCUGCUGUAGAAUCCUGUCCGGAUAGCGUCCAAAUGCUGACGGAAUCGGGACUGUUAUACCUGAAGGUGGGACAAAGCCAGCAUGCGUUCGAGAGAUUAAGUUCUGCCUUGGCUCUGGAACCGACCUACACCAGGGCGCUGUUAGGUGUGGGAUGCAUCACACAGAAACACGAGGAAUACGACGUGGCCUUGUCCAAGUACAAGAUCGCCAUCCACCACGACCCCGAUUCCGUGGGUCUCUGGAACAACAUCGGCAUGUGUUUUUAUUCCAAACAAAAAUACAUAGCGGCGAUCAGCUGUCUGAAGAGGGCCCUGUGGGUGUCCCCGCUGAACUGGAAGACGCUGUUCAAUUUGGGGCUGGCCCAUCUCGCGACGUCUCAACCUGCGUCUGCCUUCAACUUCAUUUGCGCCGCGGUGAAUCUCAGGCCUGACGUCGCCGAUUGCUUCGCUGUUCUUGCAUCUUGCCUUAUGGAACUUAAAGAUGCCGAAAACGCAGUCAGAGCUCUGCACCGGGCUCUAGAACUAGCCCCCGAUGAUCCCGUCUACGUGAUCAACACUGCGGUGUGCUGUGAAGCCGCUGGGUUUGAUGACGAAGCCCUCGAUAUGCUCCGCAGAUUAAAAGAACUAGCAGAAAAUGGAGUUGUCUGUACCCAAGAGGUGAUGGAUCUAGCGACCCGACUUUCCGCCAAGUUGGACGAAAAGAAGCAGACCGACCAGCAGGACGAUAGCGGCGGUCAGGAAGCUCCGCAGGCACAGGGAACCUCCGAUUCGGAUAGAAACGUGAUGCUCUCCGGAGAAUUUCCCACAGGCGCCGUUACGGAACGGGAACUUGAAGCGGAUGAGGUGUGAGGCGUCUUUUUUUUUUCAUUCGAAGGCGCCCGCUCUUAUCUGGAAGUCGGGCGCUCGUUUAGUGCCAUUUGUAGGAUUCCUUUUGCUUAAAUGAAGAAGUCAGCGUGCAUGUAAGGAACUCUAACAACUGCUUAAAAGUAAUA